Messenger RNA from Phascolarctos cinereus (koala), 2431 nucleotides. It is a transcript of the gene HSF2, whose product is annotated as heat shock transcription factor 2. Gene Ontology annotation, biological process: regulation of DNA-templated transcription. NCBI's taxonomy places the organism in Eukaryota, Metazoa, Chordata, Mammalia, Diprotodontia, Phascolarctidae. Gene Ontology annotation, molecular function: DNA-binding transcription factor activity; sequence-specific DNA binding. The record is from RefSeq and is a predicted model, not a curated record.
UGUGGGUGCUCGGGGGGGGGGGGGAGCUGCUGCCUCCUCCUCUGUCUGUGCGGCUACAGCCAUAGCGUUCGAGAGUAGAUUUCAGAAUCCCCCGGAGUUGUAACAAUGAAGCAGAGUUCGAACGUGCCGGCUUUUCUCAGUAAGCUGUGGACGCUGGUGGAGGAGGCCCACACCAACGAGUUCAUCACCUGGAGCCAGAAUGGCCAGAGCUUCCUGGUGUUGGAUGAACAGAGGUUUGCAAAGGAAAUUCUUCCCAAGUACUUCAAGCACAACAACAUGGCGAGCUUUGUGAGGCAGCUAAAUAUGUAUGGCUUCCGUAAAGUAGUUCAUGUUGACUCUGGUAUUGUAAAGCAAGAACGAGAUGGCCCAGUUGAAUUUCAGCACCCAUACUUCAAACAGGGCCAGGAUGACUUGCUGGAGAACAUUAAAAGAAAGGUUUCUUCUUCAAAACCAGAAGAAACCAAAAUUCGCCAGGAAGACUUAUCUAAAAUCAUAAGUAGUGCUCAAAAAGUUCAAAUCAAACAAGAAACCAUUGAGUCCAGGCUUUCUACUUUGAAAAGAGAAAAUGAAUCCCUUUGGCGGGAAGUGGCAGAAUUACGGGCAAAACAAACACAGCAGCAGCAAGUAAUUCGAAAGAUUGUCCAGUUUAUUGUUACAUUGGUUCAGAAUAACCAGCUUGUGAGUUUAAAACGCAAAAGGCCUUUACUUUUAAAUACUAAUGGAUCUCCAAAGACAAAUCGAUUUCAGCAAAUUAUCAAAGAACCAGCCAAUAAUCACCACCACAAAGUUCCACAUAGUAGGACAGAGGGUUUAAAACCAAGGGAGCAGAUUUCAGAGGACAUCAUUAUUUAUGAUGUCACUGAUGAUAAUGUAGAUGAAGAAAAUUCUCCAGUUACUCCUGAAACCAAUGAGGAUGCUACAAGUGACACUUCAAAUUGUAGCCAGUACCCUGAUAUUGUCAUUGUAGAAGAUGACAAUGAGGAUGAUUAUGCUGCUGUUAUUCAGGGCGGGAACAAAAGAAGUGAAUCAGCCAGCGUUCCAGCCAGUCACCAUGUGAGUUCUGUCAGUGAGAGUGGCAGCUCGCUUAUGUCUAGUGCUGUGCAGGUAAACAACUCGUCUGCUCUGACUUCAGAAGAUCCUGUCUCCAUGAUGGAUUCUAUCCUGAAUGAAAACAUCAAUCUUUUAGGAAAGGUUGAGCUGUUGGAUUAUCUUGACAGUAUUGAUUGCAGUCUAGAAGACUUCCAAGCCAUGCUUUCUGGAAGACAGUUUAGCAUAGACCCUGAUCUACUGGUGGAUCUUUUCACUAGCUCUGUGCAGAUGAAUCCCACAGAUUACAUCAGUAAUACAAAAUUGGAAAAUAAAGGAUCAGACGUUAAUAAGAAUAAUGAAGUUCAGCCAACUUCCGAAGAUGGAAAAAAUUCUAAGCCUAAGUCAGAUAAGCAGCUCAUCCAGUACACAGCUUUUCCUCUCCUUGCAUUUCUUGAUGGGAACCCAUCCUCCACUGUUGAAAAUGGAAGUGCAACCUCAGAAGCUGCCUCUUCUUCAGACAAACCCCUAGAGGUUGAUGAGCUUCUGGAUAAUAGUCUGGACCCGGAACCAACCCAAAGUAAGCUUGUUCGACUGGAACCAUUGACUGAGGCUGAGGCGAGUGAAGCCACUCUGUUCUAUUUAUGUGAACUUGCCCCUGCACCACUGGACAGUGAUAUGCCACUCUUAGAUAAUUGAAUCCCCCUAGAAGGUGGACUAAAUGUAUAUAUUCAUCAAAAUGAUGAACUAUUUAUUUAAAGUAUCAUUUGGUACUCUUUUGUUUUGUAAAUGGAUUUGUUUUGUGUAUUCAGAUACUGUGGAAUCUAAAGCACCUUCCCUGUCCCUCCCACCCCCCUCAAAGUCUAACCACACGCUGAUCACUCUUGCAGAGCUUUCAGAUGUUACUCAGCUGUGUAGUUCUUUAAGACUUCCUGAACACAUUGAUAGAUCCUUAAUUUGGAUUCAAAUUGCUGUUCUUUGCCCAAUUGCAGUGGAAUUCAUUGAUUUUUGUUUUCAUGUAUAUGCCCAUUACCCUGAUCUAAUUAAACCUUCAUUUGUUUGUUGUAAUUUGUUUUAUUUGUUUGAUGAUGCUAUCUGAUUGCGUUGAGUGUAACACACUAGUGCUGAAGAUGGUAUUCUGAAUGCUUUCUCUGUUGCAGUUAACUUUUAUUAAAAUUUUUACACUUGGCUUUUCAACACUGGGAACAUAAAGUGCCUGGAUCUAGUAGAAUUCCAUUGGUCUCCCUUGGUUCUGAGAUGUAUUCCUCUGUACCACACAAGAAUAGUGAAGUGGGCAUGAUUUUCUUCUGCCCCCUAAAAUCUUCCCAGUCUAGUUUAGGUAAUGGAGAUCAUCUCUGCCCACUGAGUUGGACUGGAAUGUCAAAUAAAAAGGUUUUUAAGUUUG